Messenger RNA from Frankliniella occidentalis (western flower thrips), 3360 nucleotides. RefSeq lists its product as uncharacterized. NCBI's taxonomy places the organism in Eukaryota, Metazoa, Arthropoda, Insecta, Thysanoptera, Thripidae. Bases 130 to 2226 code for a protein of 698 amino acids. The transcript has 9 exons. The record is from RefSeq and is a predicted model, not a curated record. Gene Ontology annotation, cellular component: membrane.
UCGUCCGUCGCCUCAAAUUGUUGGAGAUGCGCUUAAGGCGGGCACCGCAACUGGACUCGGCAGCGCGGCGCUCGCUCGCUGCCCGCGGGGUUUGACGGCGCGCAUCAGGAGCGCGACCAACGACCCCAAAUGGUUGUGAUGCUCCUGCAGCAACACAUCCCCAGCCUCGCUGCCCACCCGCACAGCCCCGGCCCCAGCCUCGGCCCCAGCCUUGGACACUCUCCUCUCGGGUCCAACUCGUACGAGAAGGUGGUGCAGCUGGACGCAGUGACCCCCAUCGGGGACACCGGCCUCUACCCGGCGGGCCUCGCCGCUACAAACCCCCUGCCGCCGCAGCCGCCGCCGCCACAGCAGCCGCAGCAGCCGCAGCCGUCGCAGCAACAGCAGCAGCAGCAGCAGCAGCAGCAACACCAGCCGCAGCCGCAGGCGUCAGCCGGGCCGCCGCCGCCGCUGCAGCCGCCGCCGGCGCCGGCGCCGCGCCCCGGGCACCACGCGACGCAUCACUACGACAACCGGGCCAUGCAGUACUACCGCCUGUGGAUCUACACGUGCAACGGCCUGCUCCUCGUGUGCGUGCUGGGCUUCGCCGUGGUCGCCUGCCACACGGUGGUCUUCGACUCGCGCCGCAGCCUCGUGCCGGGCCUCAGCCUGCUGCAGCCCACCUUCCUCUACGGCUACCUGGCCGUGCUCUCCCAGAGCGGCUUCAUCCAGAUGAUAGGCUGUCUGGGGGCGAGGCGGCUCAACCAGAAGCUGCUCAACGUGUACUGGCUGCUGCUGUUCCUGCUGCUGUUCGGCGACGGCAUGGUGGGCAUCGUGUGGCUCUUCCGCUUCGAGUCCAUCUGCGAGGAGCUGCGGCCCUGGCUGCGCCAGCGGCUGCUCCAGGAGUACGGCGGCGACCCGUACUUCACGACCACCUGGGACGCCUACCAGCGCGACAACCGCUGCUGCGGCGUCCAGGGCCCCGCCGACUACUCGGCGCUAAACCGGAGCUACGGCUGGCUGCCCGAGAGUUGCUGCCGAGUGCCGCCGCCUCAUCUCUACCCACAGCCCCCGCGAUCCGCGGCGCUCAGAAACUUCCACCACUACGGCACCACCACGUCCACGCCGUCCACCACCACGGUGGGGCUGGACGACGAGUACCACAUCCUGUCCGCGCUGCCCGAGGGCGACGGCCGCCCGGGGGUGGUGCUGGACGCCGCCGACCUCUACUGCGGCGGUGAGCUGCCGCCCCCGCCGCCGCCCGAGACGCCGCCGCUGCCCGGCCCCGGGGGCGGCGGCGCGAGCAGCACCGUCAGCAGCAGCAGCGUGGGCAGCGGCGGCGCCAGCACGGGUGGCCUGGGCGGCGGCUUCGGCGGCGGCGGCGUCCUGAGCGGCGGCGGCCCCGUCGUGCCCACGGGCGGCGGCCGCAUCAUCACGCACACGGUGCUGAGGCCCACGCCGCCGCCGCCGCCGCGCUACUACCGCACGGGCUGCGAGGAGCGCCUCCUCGUCUGGCUCAAGUCGGCCGCCGACAUGCUCUUCAUCGUCGGCUACUGCAUCCUGGGCUUCGUCAAAGUCUGCUUCCUCGGCAUCCUCAGAUACGAGAUCAAGGAGAUGAUCCAGAAGAUCCGGAUGCUGCAGGGCGACCUGACCGCGCCGCAGCUCAGCUCCCCGGACCAGGACCCGCAAGGCAGGAAGACGCCUCCGCCCGGGCCGCAGGCGCAGCAGGCGCGCUUCUCCAACAACAACGGCUCGCUGGUCACGGGCCGCGGGCCGCAGCAGGACGACUCGCCCGUCAUAGGGAGCUCGCGGACGCCGCAGGAGCGGAGAGGCCGCGCCGACUCGGGCACGACGCCGCUGCUCAUGCAGCCGGGCGAGAGCCUGCAGACGACGCCGCUGCACCAGAACCCCCCACCCCCCACUACCUCCAUGUCCAUGAAGGCCUCCUCCUCGGACGGCCCCGUGCAGCUGCAGCACACGCCCAUGCUGCACCAGCGCCACCACCACCACCACCUGUCGCUGCAGGACGGCGGGCAGGACGACUCGGACACCAACAGCCACUGCGCGCUGCUCAUCUCGGACGAGACGGCGGGCCCCGGUGGGGGGCUGGCCGGCGGCGGCCCCGGCGAGGGCGGCGGCAAGGUCACUCGCCAGGGCUCCAACGGCAACAACAACUACGAGCUCCACGAGCUGCACGACAUCAACCGGGUGCUGCUGGCGCGCAACAGGCACCGCACCGACAUAUGACUACGGCGUUGGUUGGCCGCCUGGUUCCCCCGGGACAACGUGCAGUUCCCGUUCGGGAUCAUAGCGACGGGCCAGGGCCCCGCCAAGGGCGCUGCCAAGCAGGGCAAGGAGAAGGACUAGACCGCCCGGCCGGCUGCCCAGCAGCGGGGCCCACGCGGCCUCGUGGACACUGUCCAGGCGCCUCCGAACAUCUCCGAACAUCUCCCGAACUACUACUGUGUGUGAUCUGGGACAACCCACAAGUGACGAAUGAACGUUGUGCAUGUGAGUGUGCGUGUGUGUUUCUUUUAUAACUUAACAAGACAAUUUCCCUUAGGACGAAAAAAUUAUAUAAAAAAUUGGAAAGAGGCUCAGUUUUUUUUAUAUUGAGCAACGUAGAAAGUGAAGUGUGGACCUCCCUCGGACAGAAUUGUACUGUACCUGAUCUGGAGUUUUGAACUCUUAACGUGAUCAUGAGAAAAAGUGGAACUUUAAGUAAAGUGUUACAAGAACACAGAACAUUCGCAGCUUAGGCAGUGAACUACAAAACUGAAAGAGUACCUCAAGCGCAUUUGUAAUAGGGGAGUGAGGACAUUUUAGGACAUAUUUACCUUCAAAUUCAUUAUCGAAUUUAAAAUAUAUCUCAAAAAGUGUGCCUUUGUUUUUAUCAGAAAGCUUUCCGUAUAGGUAAUUGUUUUCCUUUAUAAUCAUGAUCAAGAGCAAUUUUGUACAUCCAAAUGAUUCGUAUGGUUUCAUUAAAUCCUCUGCCAUAUAAUAGUGACUGAUAUAAAAACAUCAACUGUUUUUGUCCACAAAUCUCAAAUUUUUCUCACAAUGCUGAAGCUUUCGGUCCUUGAUUUCUAGAAAUCAGAGUGCAAACUCAUAAUAAAAAUGAAGCUCAUGACCAUAUUCAUGGUAAAGUUUAAGAGAGAUUUAGACAAAUUACGCGAGCGUUGUAGGACUAACGGAAAAUGUGCAUGUGUGAGUACAAAAAAGUCAACGCCAUUGAAAUUUAAAGACAAUAUAAAUUGCUGCGUGGAUUUGCACAGCAUACCUAAAAAUUACCCCUAAGAAGUCUUCACAACAGACCCUUCCAAUUGUUGCUUGUAAUCAAAUGUACAUAGUGCAAAUAAACAAGGGUGCAUUAUUUCUCUA